Medioppia subpectinata is the source of this 1155-nucleotide messenger RNA. The record is from the annotation of a GenBank genome assembly. NCBI's taxonomy places the organism in Eukaryota, Metazoa, Arthropoda, Arachnida, Sarcoptiformes, Oppiidae.
AUGAAGAUGACUAAAAUGCUAAUCAAAUAUAUAACUCCUGUGAUUAUAAUUAUUGAGAUUUGGUGUCUAUUAUGGAGUAUAUUAGGCGAAGAAGCGCUUCCACCGAAUGGAUCACUCUUUCAAUUAUUAUUUCUAUUUGUAAUGUCAUAUAUUUGCGGACAAAUCGUAGCAUUCAUUCAUUUACCACAACUGUUGGGAAUGUUAUUCAUUGGCUUCACAUUUGCUAAUAUAUUUGAACUAAACCUAAACCACAAAUUAUCGUCAAUAAUAAGAUCCAUAGCUGUUGUGAUUAUUUUGUUGAGGGCUGGACUCGGUUUGGAUAUUAAAAUGAUCAAAAAGUUAAGCGCCGUUUGUUUGCGACUAUCGCUCAUCCCAUGCGUUGUGGAAGCGAUCACUUUCUCGAUCUUUGCGUAUCUAUUAAUCGGAUUUCCCUACAAAUGGGCACUACUUUUGGGUUUUAUACUAUCGGGCGUUUCGUCGGCGAUAGUUAUUCCCCAAAUGAUAUCACUUGAGGCCAAACAUUUAGGUACAGACAAAGGCAUUCCUACACUACUGAUGGCAUCGGCCAGUGUUGACAACGUUAUGGCGAUCACUGGUUUCAGUAUGUGUUUAGGAUUAGUGUUUGAUAUAAACUCAUCCAUUGUCUGGAGUGUUUUGAGAGGACCCGUCAGUGUCCUCACAGGUGUUGUAUUGGGAACACUGUUUGGAGUGAUUUUAUGGUAUAUUCCCGACAAAUACAAUGACUAUAAACUGCCACAAAAUGGUUCACAUUUUCCAAGACUUGUUCUCCUAUUACUGACGGCAAUGUUAUUAGUAUUUGUGAGCAAAUCACUCAACUUCGACGGCACCGGACCUCUCGGUUGUGUAAUAUUAGGAUUUGUGGCGUCAAUAAAGUGGCGAAACACUCACUUCUAUGAACCGAUUCGCGAGAAUUUAAAGUUUCUUUGGAUAAUAUUUGAGACAUUUUUGUUUGUAUUAAUCGGAACUGAAGUCAAGAUAUCAGACCUAAAGGGAGAAUCCAUUGGUUUCGCAAUUAUGUGUCUAUUAAUUGGACUAAUAUUUCGGUCAAUUGUUUCGGCAAUAGUUGUCUAUGGAGUUGACCUCAAAACCAAAGAAAAGCUAUUCAUAGCCCUGUCGUGGAUACCAAAAGCCACG